CGAACGAAGGUUCCUCAACUGCGGUGGAAUUUGACGAAAUAAUGACUCCGUCAGCAUCGAACGAAGGUUCUUCAACUGCGGUGGUAUUAGACGAAAUAAUGACUCCGUCAGCAUCGAACGAAGGUUCCUCAACUGCGGUGGAAUUUGACGAAAUAAUGACUCCGUCAGCAUCGAACGAAGGUUCCUCAACUCCAUCGACAAGUACAGAAGCUAUUAUGUCUUCCAAAAUACACGAUCUGGAACUCCAGGUGACUGCACUGAAAAAGACGAUAAAGAAGUACGAGAAAGCGAGACCGAAAGAAGACAAAGAACUCGUGGAAAGAAAAAUGUACGAGUUACUGGGAAAAAUAUUCAGUCAAGGACAAAUACGGAUGAUAUUGAAUCCCUCACUAUGUAAGAUGAAAUGGUCUUCCGAAGAUAUUACACACGCGAUAUCCUUGCGAUGUGUCAGCCCAAAGGCAUAUCGUUAUAUGAAGCAUGUUCUGCAAAUACCACUUCCAGGCCUUUCAACAUUAAGAAGAUGCUCCGCAUCUUCUCAAGUUGUUGAGGAAUCAUUUUCUGGACAAAGGGUUUAUCUGGAAGGGGAAAAUAGUUGAUAAGGAAAUAUUGUUUAAGUUGCUUUCCAUUAAUGCAGGAGAUUUAAAAAUUAGCCAUAAAAUCACUACGUAUCACUUAAAUGUACAAGGUUCCGAAAGACAGAAGGUUCUUCCUGCUGCGCAAGUCUUAUCCAACACGAUAGCUUCUGCGAUAGAAUGGUGCGGCCGUAAAAGUUACCUUUUGGAUUUACCAUAUCAGGAAGCAGCGUAUGUUAUCAGAUUGUGUAAUGACUGGUUCGAUGUUUUUAAUGCAAAAUGUAAGUACGGUAAACAUACAGGGAAAAAUGCGUACGGUAUAAAUAUUGAAGAACAGAAUGUGAUUUUAAACAACAUGAUGUCUUUCAUUAACGAAACUCGGAUAGGAAAGCAUAAAACUUUAUUACCUUUUCAAAAAGGCAUCUUAGUCAGUAUCGCUUCUUUACAACAACUAUUAUUAUACUUACAAGAACAAUACAGUACAUCCGAUUUUCCCAUCACUUAUUUAAUAACUUACCGUCUUAAUCAAGAUUUGUUAGAAAAUUUGUUCUCAUUCUUACGUUCAAUAGGGUGUGCGAACGAUCACCCAACACCCUUAGAUUUUAAAUACCGAUUAAAACGAUAUAUAUUGGGCAAACAUUCUAGAUAUGCACUGUCAAAUGAAUGUAAUGUUCAAGAAAACAAAUCGAAUGAACCUAUUUUUGUAUCUCCUCUUAACUGCGAUAUCGAUGAUUCUAUGUUAACGGAUAUACUUUCAUCCUAUGUUGAAGAAGAAAACACUACUGUAACUUAUAGUUAUGAAGAAGAAGAAUUGUGUAUUGGCGAAGCUUCA
Messenger RNA from Mycetomoellerius zeteki, 1404 nucleotides. RefSeq lists its product as uncharacterized. The transcript is spliced from 3 exons. Lineage: Eukaryota; Metazoa; Arthropoda; Insecta; Hymenoptera; Formicidae. The record is from RefSeq and is a predicted model, not a curated record. Bases 42 to 596 code for a protein of 184 amino acids.